Molecule: messenger RNA, 2898 nt
Organism: Rhodamnia argentea
Lineage: Eukaryota; Viridiplantae; Streptophyta; Magnoliopsida; Myrtales; Myrtaceae
Product: probable serine/threonine-protein kinase abkC
Exons: 5
Coding region: 771-2540 (589 amino acids)
Source: RefSeq, a predicted model, not a curated record
GCACUACAAAGGCCAACCAUCAAAAUCCAUGCUUCAUUCCCGUUUCCUUUCCCCGGAUCCGUCAGCACCCCCAUCCACCAGGCGACGAGUUCCCACCUCCGCUCGCCUCCGAAACCGAUUCCAGCGGCGUUUAUUCCGCCGGGAUGAGCCGCCGGAGCACCACCGAUGGCUGCGGCGAGUACUGAGACGCGCCUCAGUUGAUGGUGUGCAGAGGACCGCCUUCCUUGUGGAAAAAUGCUAGCAAGUGGUGUGGUUCAUCUGCCCGCUUCAGAUAGUAUCGAUCGCGAGUUUCCCAAUCGCUAUGUCAAGGUGACUCUCUCGAUAAGGUUCACUUCUCGAGGUCCUUUGCUAGUAGAGAUGAAUCAAAAAGGAAAAGUAAAUCGGGAUUGCAAUGCUGGAUAGGAUGGCUACUGUGAAAUCUGAAAUACGACUCAUGGGUAAAGGAACACGACACAUCGGAGAAGAACAAAUGUUCUUUUAUUUGUUUUCCUCCUAUAUAGAUUACCUCUGCAACAAUCACUUAUCUGUUAGGACGUGCUGAAUUUGUUCCCCCAUGAUGAACGAUAUUGAAUAAGGUGUCCUCAUAAUUCAGUGCCUGCAUCACUUUCUGUGCGAUAAUCUGUUGGGGUAAAUGAUGUUUCUGGAUCAUGUUCUCGACAUUUUAGUCUACUUCCAGGGCGAAUGCAUUCUUGAGAUUUUUGGUUUUCGACAAUAUAAAGAGGGUGGCUCGUCCCCUGCUUCCAUACCUGAAGACCAGUUAUUCAGGACAGAUGAAGCUCGCAACCUACUGUAAGGUUGGUCAUCAACCAUACUCCCACCGCUUUAACUAUGAUUAUAACCUUCCGUUGAGAGGAUAUUACCCUUCGACAGUCUUUAAAGCAAAAGGAGUAAGUUGCUGCUUUACCAUUUCAAACCAUGCUCUUGUUGCUUGGAAGAGGCUCUCUCUGUUAUAUCAUAACAAUGGGCCUGCUUUGCCACUAAUCAGUAAAAUUGCUGGUGCUGUGAGCCUCGCUCUGACACGAUCAAACCUAAUUUCUCCUGGAGUCAUCGCCUUCAUAAUUGGGGAGCUUGUGUGGGCAGAGCGAGCAUGGGCAGAAGCAGAGCGCAUUCUGCCGAGCAGAACUAUGUAUAUGAAUGCACAAGAUGGGCGUGUUUAUUUGACUUCAUUUCUGUUUUCAAUCCUAGAAUUUUUUGUUAUGAUUGUCAGAGCUAUCUAUCUAGCUAUGCUGUUCUGGCCUUGCAUAUCCAUAGCGCCUGUGGCAGAUACUCUAGGUGUGCAGUUCAGGAGAAGAUGGAUUCAGCUAGUUCAUUCUACAUUAGAGAAGGCUGGCCCUGCAUUUAUUAAAUGGGGUCAGUGGGCUGCAACAAGACCAGAUCUUUUUGCAAGAGAUCUUUGCAAUGAGCUGGCAGAACUCCAUACAAAAGCACCAUCUCACAGUUUCCCCUACACAAAGAAAACAAUUGAAAAGGCAUUCGGCCGCAAGCUGGAUGAGAUUUUUGAAUUGUUUGAGGAAGAACCUCUAGCAUCUGGAAGUGUAGCACAAGUUCAUAGAGCAGUUCUAAAGCACAGAUACCCUGGCCAACAGAUGAAGCCAAUGGUGGUGGCUGUGAAGGUUCGGCAUCCCGGUGUUGGUGAGGCAAUAAGAAGGGACUUUGCGAUAAUUAAUUUUGUCGCUAAAUUGUCAAAGUUCAUUCCUGCUUUGAAAUGGAUGAGAUUGGAUGAGAGCCUACAGCAAUUUGCUGCCUUCAUGGUGUCCCAAGUCGAUCUUGCCAGGGAAGCAGCUCAUUUGAGCCGGUUUAUCUACAACUUCCGCAAAUGGAAGGAUGUCUCGUUCCCCAAGCCUCUCUAUCCCCUUGUGCACCCUGCUGUUCUAGUGGAAACUUUUGAACCAGGUGAAAGUGUUCUUCACUAUGUUGAGGAGCUUGAAGGGCAUGAAGCAAUUAAAAGUGCCCUUGCGCAUAUAGGAACACAUGCUCUUCUAAAGAUGCUUUUGGUCGACAAUUUUGUCCAUGCGGACAUGCAUCCAGGGAACAUUCUAGUUCGGGUAACUGGUGAUAAGUUGUCACACAGGCAACCCUUCAGAUCAAGGCCUCAUGUCAUCUUCCUUGAUGUGGGAAUGACUGCUGAACUAUCCAAAAGAGACCGGAUAAAUUUGCUAGAAUUUUUUAAGGCUGUAGCCCUUCGGGACGGUCGGAGUGCUGCUGAAUACACACUGAGAUUGUCCAGAAAGCAAAGUUGCCCUGAUCCAAGAGCUUUUAUAAAGGAUGUAGAAAUGUCUUUCACUUAUUGGGGCUCCCAGAAAGCUAAUGAUGUUCAUCCAGCUGAUUGCAUGCAUCAACUACUUGAGCAUGUCAGGCAUCAUAGAGUCAAUAUUGAUGGCAAUGUUUGUACUGUGAUGGUAACAACAUUGGUUCUGGAGGGAUGGCAGCGCAAAUUGGAUCCAGAAUAUGAUGUUAUGAACACUUUGCAAACAUUGUUAUUCAAAGCUGAUUGGGCAGAGUCUCUCUUUUACACCAUCGAAGGUCUUAUGGCUCCAUAGAAGGCAGCAAUCUCCUCAUACAUUCUCCAGUGAAUAAAAGUGAAUGGCCGGUUUGGUAGUCUCCUCAAGGGGUUCAUUGUUUUCCUCUUCUUCUUCUUUUUUUUUUUUUUCCUAUUUUCUCCUAUUUUUCUUUUUUUCUCUACAGGAUUUUCUUUUUUGAUAGGACGUACUUUCGUUUAUCUAUAGGAAAGAUUAUACUAAUUUCUCAUCUAAUGAGCGGACUUCCCAUUUCUUUUCAUUUUAUUUGUCAGGACUUUUGCUGUUGUAUUGAUAGAACAGUGCCUCUCGGUGUGAGAGCAUUUUUGGUUGCAACUGUUGAGAAGGUAAUCUACCAGACAUAUUCCAAUUGAUUGUUUCA